GGGAGAGGGAGAGAGAAAGCCAAAACCAGAGCCAGAGAGACGAGAAAGAUAAAGGAAAGACAGACGGAACGAUAGACUUGUGCGUAAAAAAGUAGCCUACUAGUGCCCCCCCCUUCUUCUUCUUUUUCUUUCUCAAUUUCCACCAGACAAAAACCCAAACCGACUGCUUGGAUGAUCGAGAACCUAUCGAUCAGUCAGUACUACACCUGGAUUCACUGACCAGCCGCACAACAGGCAUGUCCCGAAGGAAGCAGAGCAACCCCAGGCAGAUCAAACGUCCUCUGGAGGAUGGCCUGGAGGAAGAGGAGGAGGAGUGCGUCUCCGAGGAGAAUGAGCUCUUGGCCAAAGACGAGUUCUCGGUGGAGGAGAACUUCUCCACAGAGUUUGAGACUGACAACAUGGGCUGUGAGGACAUGGAGUACUUCUGCAACAAAGGUGAGGAAGAUGGUAAUCGAGAAGCUGGAGAAUCAGAAAUGGAUGGGCAGGGUGAGAAGACCAGGCAUACCACCACAGGCUCUGAGGAAUGGGAUGGUCCAAGAGAGCUGGAUGCCUUCCUUAAAGAGGGUGAGCGUCGCAUCCACAGCCGGCAGCAGCUCCCUGUGGGGACAACAUGGGGACCCUUUGAGGGGAAGAUCGAGAUGAACACUGACAGCACUGCACUGAAGACGAAAAGCACUGUCCCGGUGGUGCUGAGCACGGGCCCCAGGUGGCUGCUGGAUGUGACUUGGCAGGGAGCGGAAGACAACAAAAACAACUGUGUGGUGUACAGCAAAGGUGGCCAGCUGUGGUGCACCACCACCAAGAACAUGAUGGAGGGCGAAGAGCUAGUGGCGUUCGCUGUGGACUUUGACUCACGUCUGCAAGCAGUGAACCACAUGUCUCUUAGUGAGGGCAUGUACCCAGCCAGGCUGCUGGACAGCAUCCAGCUCCUGCCUCAGCAGGCCGCAAUGGCUUCCAUCCUGCCCACUGCCAUCGUCAACAAGGACAUCUUCCCCUGCAAAGCUUGUGGAAUAUGGUUUCGGAGUGAGAGGAACUUGCAGGCCCAUCUGAUGUACUACUGCAGUGGGAGACAGAGGGAGCCAGACACAGUCAUGGAGGAGAAUGACACUGGUCCCCACCAUACCCCUAGUAUCUGCCCCUUCCCACAGUGUAACAAGAGCUUCUCUGGAGCCAGAGCCCUGGAAAUGCACUUAAACACCUCACACAGUGGUGUCAAAAUGGAAGAGAGCCUCCCUCCUGGCACCAGCUUGAAAUGCACAAUCUGUAACUACACAGCAGAUUCUCUUAUUACAUUCCAGCAUCACAUCAUGUCUCACCUGUCACAGGCGGCCUUCAGAUGCAAUCACUGCCAUAUCAGCUUCCAGAGCCACAGGGAACUCUUACAGCAUCAGGACUUACAUGGGCAUGGCAGCAAACUUCACAGGGAGGGAGACAGCACCGAGCAGUCCCCCAGGGGGUCUGAGGAAAGCCUCCAGCAGCAGCAGGCUGCCCGUGCUGAGCUGGCCAACAGGAAGGACGCUCUGUUGGGAAGUCCCAAGAGGGCCCUCACCAAGGAGACCAGCACAGACACAGAGGCUGACAAGGCUGAGAAGAAGCCUAUGCUGUCUGUUCAGAAAGGAGAGGCCCACCCAGGCAGCAAAGCCAGUUUUUCUUACACCAGGAUCAAAUCUGAGCCCUCUAGCCCCCGACUGGCCUCCUCUCCUGUGCAGCACAACAUGCCUACAUUUCCCAUGGGCCCCUUUUUGUCACAGUUUGCUUUCUCCCAAGACAUUUCAGUAGUCCCACAGGCUUCAGAGAUUCUGGCUAAAAUGUCAGAGCUAGUUCACCGGAGGCUGCGCCAUGGAGGGAACAGCUACCCCCCAGUCAUCUAUAGCCCCCUUAUGCCCAAAGGGGCCACAUGUUUUGAAUGCAAUAUCACCUUCAGCAACCUGGACAACUAUUUGGUUCACAAAAAGCACUACUGUAACAGCCGCUGGCAACACAUGGCAAAGUCCCCAGACUUCUCCACCCUUGCAGACAAGGUCCCUGAGGCAGUGAGCCCCAACAGUGGUCACAGUUCUGUAAGCAUGUUGGCAGGCUGCCACCCAACAGAGGCCGAUAAUCACCUAAUGCAGUCUGCCUGUCUUAACUCCAAUGUGUUGGACAUGAUCACUGCUGGAGCCAAGGGGGCUGAUAAGGAUCUUACAGGACAGGGAAAGAAGGUUCCUACCCCAACUGGGGCGGAGGAGCGGCUCAAUGGCAAGCAGAUGGAGGGGAAGAGCCCCAGUACAGGUUUGGUGGAGAGUGACAAUGACCCAACCAAAACAACCUGUGAUGCAUGCAAUAUCACCUUCAGCCGUCAUGAGACCUACAUGGUCCACAAGCAGUACUACUGCGCCACCCGUCAUGACCCACCUAUGAAACGGUUGUCAACCAACAAGGUACCCUCCAUGCAGAGAACCAUGAGGACACGCAAGCGCAGAAAGAUGUAUGAGAUGUGUCUACCUGACCAGGAUCACCAGAGGCCCCCAAUGGUUCAGCCAGGUUUUCUUGGGGUUUCUCCGAUAAACCCCUGCACAUCCCAUGACGCUGUAGAGAGCCUAGCAGACCGCUUUCAUCCCAGGUGUGACAUAUUCCCGGGUAUGGUGCCCAAACACCUGGAGGCCUCUCUGACUGUCACCAAACCUAUUCUGGCUCCCAAAUGUAAUACAGUGGAGCAGCAAGAGUUGGAUGCUCCCAUUGAUCUCAGCAAAAAGUGUUCACCGGUCCCAGACAAGUCAUGUAGCUCUCCUAAAAGACUGUUGGACUAUCAUGAAUGCGCAGUGUGCAAAAUAAGUUUUAACAAAGUCGAGAACUACCUGGCACACAAACAGAACUUUUGCCCUGCAACAGCCGCCGCCGCUGCUGCCACUCAGCAGCAGCAGCAGCAGCAGCAACAACAGCCACAACAGCAGCAACAACACAAUGAAACUGGCAGCCUGGAGCCAACUCUGUUCCCUGAUGUGAAAAAUGAAAGCAGUAGCAACCCUGAUGAUGUCUUUGAAAAGAGCCCAGGUAAAUGUGACAAGAAUGGGAAGGUGAUGGUCCAAAACGGAGGCAUAUUCCCAGCUCACCUCAGCCCUCUGCCAGGACCCAAGGCUUUUGCUGAGCCACAACUCAUCCAAUCAAAAGACGAAAAGAGUAUGUUUCUUCCCCACUGUCUUUAUCCCGGGGCGAUAAAGAAGGUGAAAGGUCCUGAGCACAUAUCCCCAUAUUUUGGGAUAAAGCCAACUGAUUAUGUGACUGGGGUUGCUGUGAUGCAGGGAGAGGUCAAUGAACAAGAGCAGAACAUUAAUGGGGGUGGAGGCGUAGGAGGAGGAGGAGACACAGGAACAACCAGAGAGCAGGCCCAACAGCCUGCUGCUAAUGGCUGCCCUCACACUGGCAAGGAGCCCCUUCCACUACUGCCCAAAAACCGGGGCAUGGUCAUCGUCAAUGGACACAAGCCAGAAGAGCGUUCAGGUAGCACCCCAGCACAACAGGAGAACCAGCCUCAGCCAGAGAGCCAGCCUCCUAAUUCCUCACCUACGUGGGCCACUGAGAACCAGGCUGACUCCAACGAGAACAUGUCACCUUCUUCCAAGUCUCCGAAUGACGAGGCUGCACCCACGGCCAACAAAGGCAUGAACGGAUCUGGAAGUGGCAAGUACUGCCGCCUUUGUGAUAUCCAGUUCAACAACCUGUCAAACUUUAUUACCCAUAAGAAGUUUUACUGUUCAUCACAUGCUGCAGAGCAUGUAAAAUAAGUUAACAUAAAUAAGACCUAAUUUUCUUCCUCUUUCCUCACCUUUCCUUGCCAGUUUUUACCCAAUUUUUCUCUCUUUUUUUGGUACACUGUUGUAUUUGGAAUAGGGCAUCACGCAGUGACAAACGCUGCUUGUGGACAAUCAAGAAAAGCUUCUUCUUCCAUUGUUUUAAGACUUAAAAAUGCAAAAUCAUUGGUUAGAAAAAAAGAAAAGAAUAAAUCAAGAAUAAUAUUGGUGCCACUUUCUUGUUAAUUUAUUUUACAAUCAGUAUUAAUAGGGGUAGUAAUCUUAAUUUAAAUUUAAAAUGAAAUUUAUAUCAGAGUUGUUUGUAAUGUUAUUGUAUAGUCAUUCUUGUGUAGCACACAUAUUGUUUACACUGUAUUGUAGGCUCAAUGAAACAAUAGACAAUACAAAAAGGAGAUGCAUUUUAGACACAAAAAAGCUACUGAGGCACUUGUGUAUUCUUAUUUGCUGUACCAGUUUCUGUAUAUGGCCAAAAUGUCACUUGCUAUUGCUACUUAUGACUUGUUUGCCUUAAAAAAUCACCAACUGAGUGAUAACCAGGCAAAAUCCUGCAUCUCACAUUUUGGCUUAUACAAAUGGCUUUGCAUACAUACGUGACUGUUUGUCCCUGUCUCUUUUCUUCAACUCAGAUGUGGAUGUUUCAUGAGGAUGGCAACAUUCUUGUAUAGUACUUGUAUUUCUGUUCGAUGCUUAUCUUUGGUCUCCCUUUUUUGAAAUUUGCUCUUGAUGCAAUACUUUGUAAAUUAGGGAACAUUACUGAAAGCAGUAUUAUGAAAUGGGGACUGUGCAUAUAAUUAUUUGUAACCCCAUAGGGGAAAAAAGAAGCUGUACAAGAAUUAAGUUUAUCACAGACGAACAAGAUGUGUGGGAGGUCAGUGGGAAUACUGAUGUAAAAUGAUCAUUCCAAUGUCCUAAUUAUGGGAGAAAAUGUUUCUUAAAACGUUGUUGCUAUGCAUGUAUAUGGAUGGAAUUAAAU
Messenger RNA from Cheilinus undulatus (humphead wrasse), 4764 nucleotides. It is a transcript of the gene zfpm2a, whose product is annotated as zinc finger protein, FOG family member 2a. Gene Ontology annotation, cellular component: nucleus. Gene Ontology annotation, molecular function: RNA polymerase II-specific DNA-binding transcription factor binding. The transcript is spliced from 8 exons. The record is from RefSeq and is a predicted model, not a curated record. The coding region runs from base 237 to 3764 and encodes 1175 amino acids. Gene Ontology annotation, biological process: heart development; positive regulation of transcription by RNA polymerase II; cell differentiation. Lineage: Eukaryota; Metazoa; Chordata; Actinopteri; Labriformes; Labridae.